ACUGCGAGGGUCAUUGAACACUGGGAAUACCUGGGAAACUGGUUAUCGGCAGGGCUACCUCUGGAAGACCCAUAUCAGCUCCAAAGAGGGUGCCUGAUAUUACGCCAGAGUGGCAGUUGUCGACUUAGUACGCUAAAAGCUACCCGAUCGCCAUUCCCGCGAUGUUCACUCUUAAAGUUCAUGCUGACGUGGACACAAACAGCCAGGCAGGUUCGGCCAUAAGCGCGUCGUCCGGAGCCGUCGAUUCCUAUAGUGACGCGGUUCGUAGGGAUGGGGACGGAGCCACCGUUAGUAGCACCUCGGCGGCGUCAGUUGCGGAGCAGGUGACACGUGGUCAAGGUCCAGGCGAACUUGAGGCUGAAAUUCGUGAAGUUUCGGAUACCGGGCUUGGUGAUAGUGCGCGAGGUGAUAACAACGAGUGUAUCCCGUUCUCGUCCGGCAAUCCCAAGGUGGAAUCCACGCGUGGCGUGAUUCACCUCUUCCGGAACACCACGGAGAGCCCCGGCUCGCUGCACAACCUGCCGCAAGCCAGGGGCAUGGAGUUAUGUGUGCUAGCUGUGCCCACGUACAUGACAGGUGCUGACUUCUGCCAGUUCACAGGCGCGUUGCUGGGCGAAAUAGAGAGCAUGCGCAUCGUGAGGAACGACAGCCUGUCGGAGCGCUACAUGGUGCUCAUGCGAAUGAAGUCCCGAGAAGCAGCAGACGGUUUCUUCCGCCAGUUCAACAACAAACCCUUCUCCUCCAUGGAGACGGAGCUAUGCCGAGUGCUGUUCACGAAGCAGGUGCUGGUCACGGGCUCAGAGGAGGAUGCCGCAACGCCCCCUGUCGGCCAGACUGAGCUGCCUUCCUGCCCGGUCUGCCUUGAGCGGUUGGACCGGCACAUCAGCGGCAUUCUGACCACCGUGUGCAACCACUCGUUCCACUCCUCCUGCAUCUCCAAGUGGACCGACUCCUCCUGCCCUGUGUGCCGCUACUGCCAGCAGCCGUCAGACAAGUCGCAGUGUGCCGUGUGCGGCUCGCAGGACAGCCUCUGGAUCUGCCUCAUUUGCGGCUUCGUUGGCUGCGGCCGGUACCAAGGAGGACAUGCGGAGUCCCAUUUCAAAGCCUCCCAGCACUGCUACUCUCUUGAACUUUCUUCUCAGCGUGUGUGGGACUAUGUGGGCGACGCCUUCGUCCACCGCCUCGUUCUCUCGAAGACAGAUGGCAAACUGGUCGAGCUGCCCAGCCCGGGGGAACUGGGCGCGGGGGGGAGGGGAGACGGGGGAGGGGGAGGGGAAGGGGGUAAUGGAGGGGGUACGGGAGCCGGAGGGGCGUGUGCAAUGGGGCCGGGGGGUAGCUGCAGUCACCAUCAUAGGGGGGAUGAGGAGUUCGCACAGGCUGUCAUGAACAGUAAACUGGAGUCGGUCGCCUAUGAGUAUACGCACCUGCUCACCACCCAGCUCGAGUCUCAAAGACUCUACUUUGAAGGGCUCCUGGCAGCAGCCAAGGGGGAGAGGGACGAGGCAGUGGCAGCAGCAGAGGCGGCGAAAGAGAGUGUGAAGGUGCAGAAGCUGCAGUCGCGACUGGAGAGAGCGGAGCAAGAAAAGGAGUUCUUGAGGCAGGUGAACGACUCGCUGAUAAAGAACCAGAAGCAGUGGCAGGAGAAGUUCAAGCAGCAGGAAGAGAGGGAGAGAGCAGCCAUAGCCACUAGAGAUGAGAAGAUACAGGACUUGGAGGAACAGGUGCGCGACCUGAUGGUGUACAUAGAGGCGCAGAAGAUAGUGGAGCGCGAGGGGGGGCCGGGGGCAGCAGAGGGCAUCCGGGAGGGCACAGUGCUGGCGAUGAAUGGGGGAGGGGGGGGCGCCGGGGGCAGCAGAGGGCAGCAGAGGUAUCCGGGAGGGCACAGUGGUGGUGGUGGGGGAAGCAUCCACAGCAGGGGAGAGAGGAAAGGGGGGGAGGGUGCAGAUGGGGCAAGAAGGGGUGUUCAGGAUCUCGAGACGGUGAGGUGAGGGGAGCUCAUACGCCUUGCCUUCCCAAGCAUCGGAGACUCAGAGGGCUGUGCUGAGGGAGCGAGGCAGGGAGCAGCAGUGGUGGUAGGUGUGGCAGGGGGGUACUGGCACUGGGCGGGCAGGCUGGAUGCCACUGCCUGAUUCAACUGAACCCCCCAUGGAGUUUAUUCUCGCACAUGAUGUAGAGGAGCUUGAGAUAGUCUGUGUACAGUUAUGCAUGUGAUUGUAUAAAU
Molecule: messenger RNA, 2221 nt
Organism: Closterium sp. NIES-67
Lineage: Eukaryota; Viridiplantae; Streptophyta; Zygnematophyceae; Desmidiales; Closteriaceae
Source: the annotation of a GenBank genome assembly